This is a messenger RNA of Symbiodinium sp. CCMP2592, 2928 nucleotides long. NCBI's taxonomy places the organism in Eukaryota, Dinophyceae, Suessiales, Symbiodiniaceae. The record is from the annotation of a GenBank genome assembly.
AUGGAGGAUGAGGUUAUCCAAGUCCGGGAAGUGAUGGCUACUCGUGAACGAGAAGCCGUGGAGGCCGUCCAUCACGCCGUUUGCCGCACGAAGGCCGAGUUGGAGGAGCCUCUUCGCGGCUCCGUAGAGCACUUGGAGGCCAAAGCGGAUGCGGCCUUCGACCGUGUCACUCGCGCCGAGGCGGAAAGCCAGGAGCCCUCGCUUCUCAGCGGACUUGGCGGAAUGCAUGAGGCAGAUUUCUGGAGAGCUCGCAAAGUUGCGCUCGAAGAAUCCAACCGCCGGGCUGGGGAGGCGACAGCAGCCGCUGCAGCAGCCGUCGCGGAGCGCGUCCGGGGUCCUGUUUUUCCGACCGCAGUCAUGCGGAUAGGUCGCAUCGCAAGUGUGGCCACCAAGGAAAAUGCAACGCUGCACAGGGUAGGCAAUGAUCAGGAGAUUUCCCGGCUGGAGCAGGAAGGUCGCGGCUUCCAGCACGAGGCAGCCAGGAGCUCCAAGCAAGCGGAGACAUUGCGCGGGGAACUUGCUAGCCAGCUCGCACAGUUGCAAACAGUGCAGCGAGAAGCCGAGGAUCUGGCACGAGAGCUGGAGCUGCGGAGCCUGCCAGAGCGGCGUUUCGAUGCACUGGACGGUGAAGUGCAGAGGCUCGACGGUUCCGACCGCAACGAGACUGAUCAGAGAAGACGGGGCGCUGGUUUGGGUGGAAUGUGGCAAGAGUCAGCCAACUCGGUUGCGUCUUCUAACGUGGAAGAGAGAGAGUCAGACUUGUCGGAUCGCAAACUCUGCGAUGCGAUGGAUCUCAAUCUUGCUGCCCUCCUGACCAAGGCAGCAGAUGACGACUUGCCACGCGGAGCCUCGAGACUGGCACAAACCGAGCCGCAGGUGCCCGAGACAGAUCCCAGGGAGCUGCAUCAGCUCCAGAAGGAGCUGGGCACUGUGACCGGCGAGCUGGGUGCCUCACGGGCUCGUUUGGAGGCUGCCGUGGCAGAGAAGCAGGUCCUCGAAGCCCGGCUGGCGGAAGCGUUGCAGGAUGUAGAAGAGGCCCGGAAGCAGCGUGAGGAGAAGGGCUGGGAGGCAGCGGAAGCUGCAGCUUCGUCCAAUCGGGAGAUGGCAAGGCAACGAUCCGAGAGCGACGAAAAGUACCGUCUUCUGGAGAAGGAGCAUUCUUCCGUGAGGGACAAGCUGCAAAGUGCGCUGUCCGAACUGGCGCAGGAGGAGAGUCAGAAGAAGGUGCUGGAACUGCAGGUUGAGACGAAGAGCCAGCAGCUAUCAGAUUUGGAGGCGCGCCACGAACGCGAGCUUGCGGCGCAGGCAGAGAAACUAACAGUUUUAGAUGAUAUGAAUGUGAAAGCUGCAUGCAGCUUCGGUUCACGGCCUGUCUCAGCUCACACAGAGGAUCAUGAAUCCGAGCAGCAGAUCAGACUGGGCCAGCUUCAGGCAGACUUGGCUCACAUCAUGCAGCAGUUCCAAGAGGUUGUACUUGAAUUGAAGUCGUUGCAGUCGCGUGUGCAAGAGGAGAAGGAGGCCACUGCGGCAGCCGAGUCUGGCUUCCAAGAAAGCAAAAGUGAAAUUGAAGCAACAGCGCUGGCAUGCUCGGCAUUGAAGCAACAGCUCGUGGCCAUCAGCGACCACUUUGCCAAGCAAAGGAUUGAGGCUGAUGCUGCGCAGCGUGGGGCAAACAAACUAGAAACUCGUGUCACAGCAGCAGACGGAAAAAGACUCGAGGCUACAUUUGUGCCGUACUCCUCAGAUGCUGGCCUUCAGGAGGUAGUGCAAGCUUCGGAACAUGAAGCUGGUCGACAGCAGUGUCAGCUCCAGAAGGAGCUGGGCACUGUGACCGGCGAGCUGGGUGCCUCACGGGCUCGUUUGGAGGCUGCCGUGGCAGAGAAGCAGGUCCUCGAAGCCCGGCUGGCGGAAGCGUUGCAGGAUGUAGAAGAGGCCCGGAAGCAGCGUGAGGAGAAGGGCUGGGAGGCAGCGGAAGCUGCAGCUUCGUCCAAUCGGGAGAUGGCAAGGCAACGAUCCGAGAGCGACGAAAAGUACCGUCUUCUGGAGAAGGAGCAUUCUUCCGUGAGGGACAAGCUGCAAAGUGCGCUGUCCGAACUGGCGCAGGAGGAGAGUCAGAAGAAGGUGCUGGAACUGCAGGUUGAGACGAAGAGCCAGCAGCUAUCAGAUUUGGAGGCGCGCCACGAACGCGAGCUUGCGGCGCAGGCAGCGAAACUGGAGCAGAUGCAGGGGGAAGUGGAUCGUUUGACGACUGAACUGUCCAAGGCAUCCCAGGGCUCACCAGCCGAGGAGUUCAAACGUGUGGCAGAAGAGCUUCGGCCCCGGUCACAGAGUGAGAACGAAGGCUCGGAAAAGGACCGGAAAAUCCAGGAGUUGCAGGCUCAACUCGAUGAAGUGAGCCAGCAGCUAAACCAGGUCCAGGCUGAGCUUGAGCAGCGCUCCAUCGAAGCUGCUGAAGCUCUCGUGGACAUCGGCCAGGAUGUAGACGCCAUUGAGUGGGAGAGUGGCCAGCGUGGGCGCAAGCUGGAGGCUCAGAUUGCUGAGAUCACCGAGAUGGAGAAAGAUGCGGAAGAAACCGUGGAGGCCUUGUCCGAGGAGUUGGAUCGCUGCAAUGCUAAGUUGGCAGCAAGUGAAAACAAGAGGAAAGAGCUCGAGUACCACUUGGAGGAGAAGCUUUGUUUCAUGCUUGCUUGGUCACGGAUGUUCUGUGCCAGUGUUUAUCGGUGCAGAAAUGGGCGCGGCAGCUGCAGGAUACUUCUGCAAAGCUUACCAGCGUCCAAGAUGAGCUGGCCCAGUGCCCUACUUUGCAAGACGAACGACGUGGGUACAGGUCUGUUUGCUGCUUUCCUGCGUAACCACAGAAUAAGCCAUAGCACAAGCUGCAGGGCUGGGCUGUGUGGUGGAAUCCACACGGCUUCACGUGUUGUGUAG